Messenger RNA from Thamnophis elegans (Western terrestrial garter snake), 495 nucleotides. RefSeq names its product golgin A7 family member B (gene GOLGA7B). The transcript has 5 exons. The record is from RefSeq and is a predicted model, not a curated record. Gene Ontology annotation, biological process: peptidyl-L-cysteine S-palmitoylation; protein targeting to membrane. The coding region runs from base 1 to 495 and encodes 164 amino acids. Gene Ontology annotation, cellular component: palmitoyltransferase complex. Lineage: Eukaryota; Metazoa; Chordata; Lepidosauria; Squamata; Natricidae.
AUGGCAACUGAGGUCCACAAUCUCCAAGAACUGCAGAGGAGUGCUUCAUUGGCUACCAAAGUUUUUAUACAGCGAGACUACAGUGAUGGGACUAUCUGUCAAUUCCAGACCAAAUUCCCUCCUGAACUGGACAGUCGGAUUGAGCGGCAAUUUUUUGAGGAAACUGUGAAGACACUGAACAAUUUCUAUGCGGAGGCUGAGAAAAUUGGGGGCAGCUCUUAUCUGGAGGGAUGUCUGGCCUGUGCAACAGCCUAUUUCAUCUUCCUUUGCAUGGAGACCCACUAUGAGAAGGUUCUGAAGAAAAUUUCCAAGUAUAUCCAGGAGCAGAAUGAGAAGAUUUAUGCUCCACGAGGACUUCUGCUGACUGACCCGGUGGAGCGGGGCAUGAGAGUUAUUGAGAUUUCUAUCUAUGAAGAUCGUUGCAGCAGUUCCAGCUCAGGCAGCACCAGCAGCACCAGCAGUGCUGGGGGAGGUGGGGGAGCAGGAGGCCGGUGA